AUGCCCAUCUUCGGCUCCAUUGACGCCUUGGCCUUCAACCCUUGCCUCAACAUUGAUUAUUUCAUCAUGAACACCCCAGAGGAGAUGAGAGCACACCUAGACAGCUCUGCCAACAUCAUUCACGCUCUGAUAAGCGCCAGCAGUCGCAACAAGGUCAGGUUCUUCAAGGGAGAAGAAGGACCAGAUACACUGUAUGAAAAACAAGCGUAUUGCUGGUGGAACUUCAUUGCCUCCCAUCCAGGCGCUCUCAGGGAUCUGGCACAAUGGCAUUGCCAUGGGUUUGCUACCCCACCCCCUACAGUCUCCACACCUCCAUCUGCAAGAGAGCUGACCCAGGCGAUGCAGAACCUCAUUCUGCUUUACCCAGCAGACCCACCAGCCUACACAAGCAGGCUAGCAAUGCCAAUGACCCCUCCAGCACAGCCAGACACUCCCAGGCCAACAGAGGUGCAUGCACCAGCACCCUUGCCCAUCCCCCUGUUCUGCAGCAUGCCAGACACUUGCUGGACCCCAAGAUACUUGUCCCCAGUGAGAGAAACACAAUGGGAGCCUCAGAGCUACCUAGGAUAG
Rhizoctonia solani is the source of this 570-nucleotide messenger RNA. RefSeq lists its product as uncharacterized. The record is from RefSeq and is a predicted model, not a curated record. The transcript has 2 exons. NCBI's taxonomy places the organism in Eukaryota, Fungi, Basidiomycota, Agaricomycetes, Cantharellales, Ceratobasidiaceae. Bases 1 to 570 code for a protein of 189 amino acids.